AUGACACAGAUGAUGUCAAAAGUCUUCUUAAUUCAGCUACUGGUAAAAACUCGCUAUCAUCAGAAAGUAAAGACUCAAAUGAGUCAUGUAGUGGCUCUGUACUUGAAAGAAAUGGAUGCCUUACUUGAGGAUGAUGAUGAGGUGGGACCGGCUGUGGCUGAAGAAUUGGCAAAUAUUACUAAUAAGGCUUUUUCAAAGCAACAUGCCAUUGAAAGUGUGAAGAAAAAGAAGGAAAUCCACAAGAGACCUAAAAAUUGUGAUAAGGUCUUGGUUCCUAGAGUGAAUAAAGAAAUUUGGAGACAAAUGACGAAACAAGGUUUCACUAAAAAACGUGAUUUGCGCUUAAUGAACAUUCAAAGUGCGAUCACAAAGAGUACAUGCGCCAUAUUAAGUGUCGCAGACAGUUUCCUCAAAGUUGAUGGAGAAAAACAUGACAAAGAGAUUAGGAAUUGUCUGGAUACCAUCUAUUUGCUUGGACAUGCAAACACAGCAAUGUCAAUGCAAAGAAGAGAACUGCUGAGACCAGUAUUGAAGAGUGAUUGUGCUGGUCUGUGUGACAGUAGCACACCGGUGACUUCUCUUCUUUUUGGAGAUGAUCUUCCAAAGUCAUUGAAAGAAGCCAGGCAGAUGGGAAAUGUCGGCCGUGAUUAUCCGUCAAAAAACGGGAGACGAUACGGGUUUCAUCAGAAACCCAAGAACGAAUAUUUCAAAGAAGACCCACAACAAGAAAUUCAAAAAAGAUUAAAUACUAAAGAAAGUAGCUCUGAAGAACCUUAUUUUGAGAAUGGCCUUCUAUUCCCCGAGCACUUUAACAGGACACCCUCUUUUUCCAUUACCAUCGUGGAUGUUCUGUCUCCUAUUGUGUUAUGCAAAACCCACAAACCACUGGAUGUUCUGUGGGACUGCGAUACAUCAAUAAAAAGUUCUGAACUUUAG
This is a messenger RNA of Saccostrea cuccullata (small rock oyster), 936 nucleotides long. RefSeq lists its product as uncharacterized. Lineage: Eukaryota; Metazoa; Mollusca; Bivalvia; Ostreida; Ostreidae. Bases 1 to 936 code for a protein of 311 amino acids. The record is from RefSeq and is a predicted model, not a curated record. The transcript is spliced from 3 exons.